Saccoglossus kowalevskii is the source of this 2464-nucleotide messenger RNA. RefSeq names its product thioredoxin domain-containing protein 12-like. The record is from RefSeq and is a predicted model, not a curated record. Gene Ontology annotation, cellular component: endoplasmic reticulum. Lineage: Eukaryota; Metazoa; Hemichordata; Enteropneusta; Harrimaniidae.
UUUCAACAUGGCAGCUCACCUUAGCGUAACUCUCGUAGUCACUAUAAGUUUUGUAGUGAUCACCAACUUCAUACUAGAAUCCAGGGCAGAGGGUCUCGGCCGGGGGUUUGGUGAUGACAUUAACUGGAAAUCUUUGGAUGAUGGGUUGAAAGAAUCAAAAGACUUGGGUAAACCACUUAUGUUGAUUAUCCAUAAAACCUGGUGUGGAGCCUGUAAAGCACUCAAACCUAAAUUUGCUGAAUCAAAAGAAAUUAAAGACUUGAGUCAAAAGUUUGUAAUGGUGAAUGUAGAGGACAAUGAAGAACCUAGUGAAAGCAAAUACACUCCAGACGGUGGAUAUAUACCAAGGAUUUUAUUUUUAGAUUCCUCCGGAUCAGUACAUACAGAAAUUAUUAAUGAAAAUGGAAAUCCUAAAUAUAAAUAUUAUUAUCCAGAAGCAAAUUCAGUGCUUAAUUCAAUGAAGAAAGCAGCUGAAUUAUUAGUUGAAACAAGAGCUGGCAGUGACGAGUUAUAGUAUUUUCCACUUUAACUGUCUUAACAAUUAUUACUUAUUUUGCCAAUAUGUGGCAAUGUUUUUACAAACUAAAUCUGAUUUCUCACACACGCACACAAAACCCACCAAUUACUGCAACCAAGGAGAUAAUGUGUUGCAUCACCAUUUUAAUGCAUUGGAACCUGUAUAAUCAGCACAAUUGGAUGACUUGGAAUCUGUAUAAUCAACACAAUUGGAUGACUUGGAAUCUGUAUAAUCAACUCAUUGUGAAGCCUUGGAAUCUGUAUAAUCAACUCAUUGUGAAGCCUUGGAAUCUGUAUAAUCAACUCAUUGUGAAGCCUUGAAAGUUGUAAAAUCUAUUUUCCCUAGAACAUCAAGAUUUGAUUUAGUUGCUUUGUCUUUUCGUAACUAAUUAUAUUUUAACUGCUGGGGUGUAGAAGGGGGAGGGGUUCUAUUUAUUAUUAUUCGUGAUCCUGCUCUAUUUCCAGAGUGGGAGAAAUUGUCACAUACAAUAGGUGAUUUUCCGAACAAUUGCGAGAUCUCGCGAGAUGCAUGAAAGACGCGCGUCGAACGUCUGCCGCAAAAAUCGAACGAUUUGAUUUUGAACUAGAAUUUCUUUAUUUCGCAUCUUACAUUGACCCUCACUUAAUCGAAAUUGCCUAUCAUCAAAUGUGGACAGCACAUUAUUAAGCAUGGAAAUGUCCCCGAAAUACUUUCGCGUUUGUCGAAUCCCACGCGAUGUUUGACGCAACUACGACGCUAUGACCUUUGUUUGUCCUGUUUUUACGUUCGAUUUCACGCAUAACGCGUGAUUCUCGCAGUGUACGGAAAAUGGUCUAUUGUGUACAUUUUGGGUCAGUGAACAUUUCUAUAUAUGUUGAGAAUAAUUUACAGCUUUGUGAACCUUUUUUCAGUGCUGAGCAAUAAUUGUAAGCAAACCAUGAUUAAAAUAAUUAAACCCUUAAGCCCCAAACAUUUUUUUUCAAAAUUCUGAUUAAUAUCUGUAGGAAAUUAUAAAAAUUUGGUCGAACAAUUACGAAGAAAUUGUACAAAUGUGUUUUACCAACAUUUUAGCAUUAUAAAUUGUAGUACUCAAUCAGCUAAUUAAACCAUGUAUGAAUAAUGAUAUAUUGUAACAAUUUUUUAACAAUACUUUAUAUUAAUUAUUCAUGUACAUGUACUUCCAUUGUGUUUUUUGUGAAAUCUCUCACUAAAAAAAAAAAAAUCAUUUACAGUAAUUCAUAUACUGUAAAACCUGUCUCAACCGAAUGUCAUUUUCCAGGAUAUAGAAAUUUUGUAUAUACAAGCAAGUCUAUGAUAAUCAGAAAAUUGUACUGAGUUUUGACACAUUUCAGGUUUACACUAGAUUUUGGUAUGAGCGGGUUUUACUGUGAUUGUCUGCAUGAUUAUUUAUCAUUCACCAUAAGUCAUGCAUUUAAAGUGUUAGCCAUCAUGCUGUAUCAGAUUCAUUGCGAGUCCCAUGUGAUAUGUACAAGGUGUGUCAAAUAAUUUGAAUGCAUAUAGUGCAAUAACUGUCACCUUAAAAUAAGCUUAACAAAGUUCAUGUUACAUAUUUUUACAUGAUGAAAAUCAUAAGCAAUUUGGUAAAACAUGAUUCUUUGAGUUUAGUUUAUGUUAUGCAUUAUUUAAUUGAGAAAUCAAUGGUCUCCUAGGCUAGAUACCGUCUAUAAUCGCAAGAUUUAAAAAAAUCUAUGAAUAAUAGACACAUGCAAGUUCAGCAUAUUGUCAGUACUUCAAGUUUAUGCCAGGAAUUUUUGACUAAGGAUUUUAGUUUUCUAAAUGGGAUUGUUCCUAUUUGCUCUGCAAUAAUGUCAGAACCAUUCUCUGCAUACCGAGUGGAUUCUGGUAAUAAUAUUGAAAGGUUUACUUGUCUUUUGUUCUGUAUAUGGUGUUGUGAUUUAAGUCAUUUCUGGAUUUGUAAAACACAAUAAAUGCAAUAAAGUAUUUAAA